GCGGGGAUUGGAGCGGCGCAGCGGGCUCGAAAGCAACAAUAUACACAGGAAAAACGUCUUUCGACAGGAAGAAAUACACAUAUAUUUUAUAGUGUGCGGGUGCGAGGAUGAUGGCGACUGUACUCCCUGCCAGCUCAAGCCUCGUCCCUCUUCUGGAGAGUUUGGAGGAUCCCGAGGCUGGUCAGGCGGAGAAGACGGAUGCCUACCUGACCAUCACAAAUCGUCUCAGUGGAGAGGAUGGCCGUAAUUUUCUACCUGCAGUUGUAAAGCACUUUUCACGUCUGGGUCAAGUCUUACAGACGCACAUCUCGAGUCAGAAUGUGGAGCUGAGCCAAGCUGCGCUGCAAGCUUUGGGCUUCUGCGCCUUCCACAGCAACGUAGUCUCCGGGAUCCCAGAUGAUCUUGCAGAAGAGCUUCUGGUAUCUCUUUCCUCCCUGGUUCUGGGUUCCACAGAGAAAAAUACAUGUGCCCGUGCCCUGUGGGUCAUUUCCAAACAGAACUUCCCUUCAGAAGUGGUCUCCAGGAAGGUGCCAGACAUCCUCAAAACAUUGGAGGCAGUACAAACAAGGGAAGACAUCCAGUCUGUUAUCAUGGAGCAUGAGGCGCUGAAUGUUGUCAUCAGGUUAUUGGAGCAGGCUCCUACUGAAAUGGGGGAGGGAGCAGUGCAGUGGGCCAAACUGGUCAUCCCGCUGGUGGUUCAUUCAGCCUCGAAGGUGCGCCUACGAGCAGCAGCUGCCUUGGAGAUGGGCAUGCCUCUCCUCUUGGAGAAGCAGCAAGAGGUGGCUGCCAUCAUUGAACCUCUCAUGUCCUCAAAGCUGAUUCCAGAGCUCCAGAAACUGUUUUCCUCCAAGAAUGAGACAAAUGUUCUGAAGCUCUGGCCAUUAUUUGUAAGACUUCUUGGAAAGUUGCUCCACAGAGGCGGUCCAUUCAUCAACUCCUUGCUACACCUGGAGGAGCUUGGCUUCCGCAGCUCCUCACCUGUUAUCAAGAAGAUUGCCUUCAUUGCUUGGAAGAGCCUCAUUGACAACUUUGCUCUUAAUCCAGAUAUCCUGUGCAGUGCAAAACGGCUCAAGCUACUCAUGCAGCCAUUAAGCUCUGUCCAGGUGAGGGCAGAGGCAUUGCAACUCACUAAGCUGGAGGUGUGGUGGUACCUGGUGAUCAAGCUGGGCCCUAACUUGGCUGCUAACUUUGAACAGGUUGGGGUUCCUCUGCUCCAGAGUGCAGUAAGCACUGAGUCAAAGAUCUUGUCUCCAACUCCCACAAGAAACUCUAGCUCUAAUGUGGGUGUUGUUCCCUCAACGCCUAAAACAGGUGGGCCGGCCCUUAACAGUUCCAUCGCCACUCCAAGGAUGAACCUUAACAGCAGUGUUCAUGGGGUCCAAACCUUUCCAUCCAUUCAGCUGCUAGGGCUCGAAAUGUUGCUUCACUACUUCCUGGGUCCAGAGGUCACUGCUGUUGCAGCCAAACACAAGUUGCAGCUUAGUCUCGAGCCCCUGUCCCAUCCACUACUGGCCAGCCACACUCAUUUCACCAAGUUCUCAGGGGUUCUUGUAUCAGCAGUUAGAGACGGUGUUAUCGGUAUCGGCAAAGAUGCCCCAGAUUCCUUGCUCAGCCUCAUUUGGAAGAACCUCGUUGGACUCGUCAACACAGCUAUAGAGUCAGCAGGCAAUAAGAAGGACAGACAGGGAUCCGAAAUGCUAACCCUGCUGCUCCAGGCUUUACAGAGCAUUGUAUCCUCUGAGUCUCUGCCUGCCCUCCGUACCCUGGGGCUUCUUGAGACCACAGUGAAAGGAAUUCCACAGAAGAUUUUGGGUUCUGCAGCAUACCAGGUGGCCAACAUGGACAUUUUAAAUGGCACCCCAGCACUGUUCCUUACCCUGCAGUUGUUCCACAGCAGCAUGCUGCACUCUUUUGUGCAGGAUGAAAGGUUUUUUGUGUGUCUCGAAACCCUGGUAAGCUGCGGCCUUUCUGGUCCCACGUCCCCUCUGGCUUUCAGUGAGUCAGUCCUGGGGGUCAUUGGGCGCAGCGCAGAAUUGGUGGAAAACAAGGAGCACCUGUGGAGGAUGUGGAGCAUUGUUGUCAGCCCCUUGACGGACACAAUCAUACAGACCAAUGAGGUGAACCAAGGCGAUGCACUGGAACACAAUUUUACUGCAGUUUACAGUGCCUUGAUGUUCCCUGUCAACCACCUGCUAACUGGUCAGGCCCUACCCUGUGCUACACAGAAAUCCUUGCUGAGCACCUGGUCCAGGCUGUAUAAGGCUUUUGCCCGCUGUUCUGCCCUGGUGGCCACUGCUGAAGAGAAUAUCUGCUGUGAGGAGUUAUGUGCCAAGAUGCUUACUGUAAUGGACCGAAAGGCCCUUUCGAAUGUAUCAACACUGGAUGCAGUUGCCAGCAUUCUCCUGGUCAUCAUUGAGUGUAUCGACUUCUCACCAUAUACAGUGAAGUCUCAGCAGAAGCCUAAAUCACCUCGCACUCCAUCAAACUGGGUGAAGAAGAAGAACAAAGUCCUUGGAAACCUUGCUGCCUUUCAGACCCUUCUAGUGCAGUUACUGGAGUCCUUCCUUGCACAGGAGGCACACAUGGAGGGUACAGGGCCAUCAAUGGGUGGACUAGCCUCUGUCUUAUUGGCUAUUCUAUCUGUACUCUUCAGCAGCCUUGCUCUGGCCACAGCAGUUUGUGAGAUGCUGUCUACACUCUCUCCUCUUCUUGCUACCCUGUAUGAACAGGCAGGGAGGCCUCAGAAUGAACGGCCAUAUUUUUACUCCAGUGUUGCCCCAAAGUUGGAGAAGCUGCUGGGUGACAUCUUGACCUGCUUGCAAACACGCUGUGUUCUGGCUUAUGACAGUGAACUCCUUGGUCUUCUAGCACCCUUGCUCUGUGUGCUUCUCCUUCACAAGAGCAAGGGGGUCCGUUCCCUCAUCACGCAGUUUUGGAAUGCUACCUUUGCCAAUGCUCCUGUCCUCACCUACCCUGAGGAACUCAAAGCCAUUUUGAAUCAGGUGAAACAGCAGACUCCAAUGAUUUUGCCAGGCUUUCACGCUGUUGAUGUUUCUGAUGACUUCUCUGGGCAGUAUUCUGGUGAAUGCUCUCAGCUUGAGACAAAGAUCAGUGGAGUCACUGUGAAGUCCACAGGGAAGAGGGGCUCCCUGCUGGCCAAGGCUGUGGACCGGAAAGAGAAAGCUUCCUUAAAGCCUAUCUCAGUGAAGCUUGAUUUUGGUUCUCCCAAACCACCUCGACGAGAGGUAUUGGAGGAAGAAGCUUCAGUGGACUUUGUGUUCAUACCUCCAGAGACCAAGGAGCGAGUUUUGACUGAGCAUCAGAAAGAGGUCAAGAGGACGAAAAGGGUUGAUAUUCCUGCUAUGUACAAUAACUUAGAUGCUUCACUGGACACUACCAUCUUUUCUCAGUAUUCUCAGAGCCAGGAGGAAUCAAUGGAUAAGUUACUUGCAGAUGAAAAAACAGAAAAAACAACAAAGGAAGACCUGAAUGUCAAGGUGUCUGAAGAAAAAAUGGAUGUUGAAGAAUCCAUACAAGCUGAAAAGAUGGAUGUCGAACAACCUCCACAAGCUGACAUCAAGGAGUUGUCAGAGGCUGAUAUAAGCUCCAAGAUGGACACAUCAGAACAGGAAGUCCAAGCUGUGGAAGUAUCUGCCAGUGAUUCCAUACAGGACAUCUUGGCAACAGAGACUGCUGAGAUCAGCACUGAUGGCUGCAAUGUUUCUGCUUCCUCAGAUGUAAUUUCUGGGACACCCCAAAAGCCUGGUAGCCGUCGUCAGUCAUUCAUUACUUUAGAAAAAUAUGAGGACAGGAAGACUGCCAGCAUGGGUAGUGUGACAAAAUUUACAGGCCCUCUCUCCAAGCCCAGCAAAGGCCAAGAAGCCACAGAGUCAGUUGCUGAGGGUGAAAUGGAAGAAACGUCACAGGGUGUUGACAGACCAAAACGUGGUCGUCCCAAGAAGCAAUCACGGUCUUCCCAACAGGAGGUUAUUGUGGCAGUUGAGGUUGAAAAGGAAGCUGAAAAGGAGGCUGAAUGUAAGGUAAAUAAUGGAAACGACUCCUAUAGCCAGGCCACAGAUGAUCCGGAUAUCAUUCCUGGCACUCAGAUUGACAGUACAGGCAAGGCCAGGCUUCCUUCUACAGAGACUAAGGGAAAUGCUUCUUCAGAGGAAAUGAAAGAGCAGCUUGUUGAUUCCCAGGGUUCUGAGAUCUCAAGCCAGACAGAAGUCAGACGAUCGGGUCGACGCCGGAGUAGACCAUUGCGCCCGGGUGAGGACAGAGAGGAGACGGAAGACAAAAAUAAGAUGGGAAGGGUAAAUGUUGAACAGGGGUCUUGCCAGACUGAUUCACAGAAGAUCCUAGCUGCUGUUCAAAUGGAAAGCCUUUCACAGGGUAGACAGACCCGAAGGAGCAAGGUUUUAGAAGCAGAGUCAGAAAACAGAGACGACAUGAAUAGCAAAACUCCACCAGGGGGUUCAAAAAUGAACAAUAACUCACAAAAGGCCUCAUUUGCUUCUAAUAUGGAGGUUCCAUCCCAGGUCAGACCAGGCAGGAAGAGCAAGGUGGCUGAACCUGUGAAAGAUGAAGCAAAAGAGGCUUCACAGGAAUCCUCCCAGGUUCAGGGCAGGUACAAAACAAGGAGGUCAUCCCAGAACUUACUCUCUGCCAUUGAGCAUUCGGAGUCUGAUGGUUCAGAAACUCGUGAGGACACUCAGCCAGUCAAAAAAAGAGGCAGGAAGCCGAAAUUGUUGAACUCAGAUGUGAUAGUGAGCCCAAAGAACACUCAGUGUCAGCAGUCCACACAUGUAGAAUCAGUGGAAAUAGGUAUUUCAGAGGCCUCUCAGAAGGAAGAACCCAAAAGUAUUAACUCAGACAGUGGGAGCCUAGAAGCACCACAGACUGUCAGUGAAGAAGUUGAAAGGAAUUCUUCAGAUCCAGAAACCUCUAUAUCAGCUUCAGAUUCAAAGCCAGCUACUAUAAGAAGUGGCUCAACAGUUGAUGAGUUUCCUACAGAAAGUCAGCCUGUAGUUCCACAGUGUACCACAGCACUUACUGAGAUUGUGACCAAGAGUCAGAAGGUGCAUAUCUGUCCUCAUUCUAACAGGGGAAGGGGGCGCAGGCGCUCAAGGGGUUGUCACUGCAAAGUCUCUGGGUCUUUGUCUCAGGAGAGUGAUGUGUCUGACUCGCAGAGUAAUGAAGACCAGGGCGAGAACAGAUCUUCCCAGGAUGGAAACUUGCUUUCUGACCCCUCUGAAUCAGUAUGUUCUGAGUCCAAAGAAUCCCAGAUCCAGGCAUGUACAAAGGAUGCUGUUUUUGUGGAGAUUGAUCCACAGGUCAUGGCUUCUGUUUCUAACAACGCCUUGGCACUUGGCACCGCUGAAACUGAGGGAAAGUCAAACAUUUCAGAUAAGGAUGAAGUGGAAAUUCAGAAUACAUCUCAGCUUGUUGACAUGCCCUGUGAAAAGAUAGAGGGUGCUGUUGAGGACAUUUGUAAUGAUCAACCAGAGGGGGAGGAGAAACAUGAAAACAACCAGGAAGAUCAGUGCCAGAUCAUAGAUGGACUAGAUGCUGAUGCUCCUCUCCAGCAGGAGGACUUGGUAGCACAGGAUGAAGAAGCACAUUUAAACAGUGCAGAUGUAGCUGUAGCUUUUGCUCCAGCUGCUGCUGCUUCUCCUACUAUGCCUGCGGAACUCUCAGAGCCAUCAAAACCCCUCUGCAUGGACUCUCCACCGAAGCAGAAGGCCUUAGAAGGUGAAGCAGAUGUUCCAGAUGUAGACCAGAGUCCUAGCAGUGGGAAAACUCGUGGUGUGUGGUCUCCGUCAGCAUCUCCCUCUACCAGCAUUCUCAAGAAGGGCCAGAAGAGGCCCUUGGAGGAAGAAUCUCCAUCCCCUUUACUCAAGUCUCGCCGAGUGUCUUUUGCUGAUCCAAUCCACCACCAAGAGCUGGCCGAUGACAUUGACCGUCGAAGUCCUGUCAUCAGGUCCUCUGCAGGAAGCUCUCCAAAGUCCAAAAACAUUAAUAAUGUCUCCUUCCAGCAAAGGUUCAUUACUACACCAACCAAAGGCACCUUGACUAAAGGCACCUUGAGUCCACGUAAUCUUCAUAGCCCAAGGUAUAAAAGCCCCAAGAAGUGUCUGAUUUCAGAAAUGAGCCAGGAGCCUAAACCCAUUCCUAAGGACUGUGUGUACCCUGCUCUGGUUGGUUGCUGUGUUCCUGUAGAAGCUGUUCUGCCUCAGCUGAGCUCAGUGUGGCCCCGUGGUUUUGGACACCUGGUACGAGCCAGAAAUAUCAAAACAGUUGGAAAUCUGAGUGCUCUUACACCAGCUGAAGUUAAGUCCCUGCCUAUUCGCUCCCCAAAGUUGUCCAAUGUGAAGAAAGCGCUUAAAACAUACCAUGAACAACAGCGGAAAGGUCGAGGUGAUGAGCUAAAGGGCUUUGAUGAAACUGAGAAGAUGACGUCUGAGCCAGAGGAGAGAGACCCACCAGAAUGUCAGGAAGACGAGAGACUUACCGAUGCUAUAGAUGCAGAACAGGUGAACAUACCAGUGGCCACAGAUCCAGCUUCAGAGGUGGAAGCGAUGGCUGUUCGGCUGACCGCAGAGGAGUUGAGCCGCUGCUCACCAGGCCAGCUCGUUCAGAUGCACGAGCAGCUGAGCACCUUGAUGAGGAACAUUGUGGUCCAACUGCAGAGCCGCCUACCCUCCACUGUUACUGAGAACACACCCUGAUGUGUUCAGAGACCUCUGUGCUUCAUAUCUGCAAUGGACAAGAUUUGCCCUAAUUUGCCUGUCUAUAUGACAGUCUACCAAGACCCAGGAUUUGAUUUUACUAUUUUAAAGUGCUUGGAAUUCCAGUGCUUCAGCACUCCUAUGGGGCUUUUUGUUGUUUUUAUGUGCUUUUUUUUUAGCUUCGCCGGCUACAAAGGUUUUGCACUGUACCAAGGAAAAAUGUAUGGUCAGCAUAACCCUUUGGUGUGAGGCAGGACUGGAUAUAAAUUUUACAUGCUAGUGGUUGAACACUUAGCAUUUUUUUAAAAGAAAGUAAUUGUAAAUGAUUAAUA
This is a messenger RNA of Scleropages formosus (Asian bonytongue), 7060 nucleotides long. It is a transcript of the gene rif1, whose product is annotated as replication timing regulatory factor 1. The record is from RefSeq and is a predicted model, not a curated record. Bases 108 to 6728 code for a protein of 2206 amino acids. Lineage: Eukaryota; Metazoa; Chordata; Actinopteri; Osteoglossiformes; Osteoglossidae. Gene Ontology annotation, biological process: telomere maintenance. Gene Ontology annotation, cellular component: nucleus; chromosome, telomeric repeat region. The transcript has 36 exons.